GGAGUGUGUUGAGGACACUUUCAGAUUUGGGAAGAUCAUGAUUAGCACUUUCAUUAAGAUUUGUGGGUCUGUGCUUCCAAACAGAAUUUAUACCGAGAGAGAAUUCUGAAUAUGGCUUGAUUUACUCUUGAUCUUGGCAGUGUUUCUAAUGAGCGUCCCAUGGACUCUAUCAAGUUCAGGGGGUUCUACUCUAGCACUGAGGAGCAGAACCCUGAGCAGCAAUCUGCUAUCAGUGAAAGCCUUUCUUCGUCGUUCUCUUUAAAAGCACAAGAGAAAAUGAGUGAUUACUCUGGACUUGCAAAUAACCAUAGCCAGAUGAUUGCUGAAGAGUCAGAAAUUCAGCCCAAGCCUGAACACUCUCGUGAAGUUCUUCAGGAAGAUGUUGAGAUGAGCAGUGGAUCCAGUGGAAAUGACUUCAGUGGAAACGACACGAAUGAAAACUACUCGAGUGGCCAUGAUUCUCAUGGCCAUGAGUCUGAUGAAAAUGGGAAAGACUCAGCAAUGCUUAUGGAAUCUUCAGACUGUCAUAAAAGUUCAAGCUCAAAUGCAUUUAGUCUGAUGAUUGCAAACUCUGAACACAAUCAGUCUAGCAGUGGAUGCAGUAGUGAGCAGUCCACUAAAGCCAAAACACAAAAGGAACUGCUGAAAACAUUACAAGAGCUGAAAGCUCACCUUCCUUCUGAAAAGAGAAUUAAAGGCAAAUCUAGUGUCCUAACGACGUUGAAAUAUGCCCUUAAAAGCAUUAAACAAGUUAAAGCCAACGAGGAGUACUACCAGUUGUUGAUGAUUAAUGAAUCCCAACCUGCUGGACUCAAUGUGUCAUCUUACACGGUGGAGGAAGUUGAGACUAUAACUUCAGAGUACAUCAUGAAAAAUUCAGAUAUGUUUGCUGUUGCUGUUUCUCUGAUUACUGGGAAAAUUUUAUACAUCUCUGAUCAAGCUGCUUCUAUUCUGCGCUGCAAGAAGGGUUAUUUUAAAAAUGCCAAAUUUGUGGAGUUCUUGGCACCUCAGGAUGUCAGUGUGUUCUAUACUUCUACUACUCCAUACAGAUUGCCGUCAUGGAAUAUCUGCAAUAGAGCUGAGUCUUCCACUCAGGAUUGCAUGGAAGAGAAGUCCUUUUUUUGUCGGAUCAGUGCAGGGAAGGAGCGUGAAAAUGAGAUUUGCUAUCACCCGUUUCGGAUGACUCCUUACCUUAUCAAAGUGCAAGAUCCGGAAAUAGCAGAGGACCAGCUUUGCUGUGUGUUGCUUGCAGAAAAAGUACAUUCUGGUUAUGAAGCACCCAGAAUUCCUCCUGACAAAAGAAUUUUUACGACUACGCACACACCGACGUGUUUGUUCCAGGAUGUAGAUGAAAG
This is a messenger RNA of Apaloderma vittatum (bar-tailed trogon), 1355 nucleotides long. RefSeq names its product period circadian protein homolog 2-like. Gene Ontology annotation, cellular component: cytoplasm; nucleus. Gene Ontology annotation, biological process: entrainment of circadian clock by photoperiod; negative regulation of transcription by RNA polymerase II; circadian regulation of gene expression. Gene Ontology annotation, molecular function: transcription corepressor binding; transcription cis-regulatory region binding. The record is from RefSeq and is a predicted model, not a curated record. The transcript is spliced from 9 exons. NCBI's taxonomy places the organism in Eukaryota, Metazoa, Chordata, Aves, Trogoniformes, Trogonidae. The annotation marks the transcript as partial.